Pelodiscus sinensis (Chinese soft-shelled turtle) is the source of this 2489-nucleotide messenger RNA. The record is from RefSeq and is a predicted model, not a curated record. Lineage: Eukaryota; Metazoa; Chordata; Testudines; Trionychidae.
AUGCCACUAUGCCAGUAUAUACAGGCCUCUAAAAUCCGAGAUGGUGCCGGCUGUUUCAUUUCCAGUGCAGUAGAAGGUGAAAAUUUUGAACAGACUCCAUUAAGGCGCACAUUUAAGUCCAAAGUUCUUGCUCGUUAUCCUGAGAAUGUAGAAUGGAAUCCUUUUGACCAGGAUGCAGUGGGAAUGCUGUGUAUGCCUAAAGGGCUUGCUUUCAAGACACAAGCUGAUUGCAGAGAACCUCAGUUCCAUUCGUUUAUAAUCACCCGGGAAGAUGGCUCGCGGACAUUUGGGUUUUCUCUCACAUUUUAUGAGGAAGUUACCAGCAAGCAAAUCUGUAGUGCAAUGCAGACAUUAUAUCAUAUGCACAAUGCUGAAUAUGAUGUUCUGCAUAUUCCGCCCACGAAUGAUAAAGAUAGCUGUAGCAGCAUAGAAGACUGUAAUGGAACUCCUGUAUCAAAACUACAGCGUAUUAACUCAUAUGAUAUUAGCAGAGACACACUGUACGUCUCUAAAUGCAUUUGUCUGAUUACGCCAAUGUCUUUCAUGAAGGCUUGUAAGAAAGUACUAGAACAACUCCACCAAGCAGUAACUUCUCCUCAGCCACCACCGUUACCUUUAGAAAGUUACAUCUACAAUAUUCUCUAUGAGGUUCCUCUUCCUCCGGCAGGGAGAUCCUUAAAAUUUUCAGGUGUUUAUGGACCAAUUAUCUGCCAGAGGCCAAGCACCAGUGAACUGCCCUUAUUUGACUUUCCAGUUAAAGAAGUUUUUGAAUUACUUGGAGUGGAAAAUGUGGUUCAGCUCUUCACUUGUGCGCUUCUGGAAUUUCAGAUACUGCUUUAUUCACAGCGUGAGUACUUUUGUCUUGUCCCAGGUACUAAUGGCAUCAGUUUUGUUUUUAGAGUUCUGAGAAAUAAAUAUCUGUAAUAAGCUGCUCUUCGCAUGUUGCUGCUGUCAGAGUAAUUUAAAUCAAAUUUCCCUGGAAACUGAAGGUCCUCAGCAAUGCUGGAAAUCAGAGUACCUAACAUCAGAUAUUUGAGUUUGAAAAUGUUGUUCUUACUUCACUAUCCCAUAUGCACGUAAUGACGUAAGAGGACAGCAAGGAAGUUGGCAUCCUGCUUUCUUUACAGAAACACCAGUAACUAGAAGAAUAAAGGGAUGGUCUUGCCUCCAUUUCUCCCCAGCUUGCUGAAUUCCCACUCUUACUUCAUUCAGCCAGAGGCAACUUAGGUGUGGCCUACACGUAAGUUAGGUUGAGACAGCUCCGACCCUUGGUGGUAUCAAAAAUACGCAGCCCUGAGCACUGGAGUUGUGCUCUCCUAAUCUCUGGGGUAGAUUCAGCUAGAUCUAUGGAAGGAUGUUUCCGUUAGCCUUGUUGGCUUUCCUUGGAGGAUGUGUAGUUCCAACACUGAUGGAAAACCUUCUCCUGUCAUUGUAGGAAGUAUCCAUUCUGCAAUCCUACGUGCGAUGGCCGUGUCACUUCAGUGCUUGUAGUGUAGACACAAACUGUUGUAAACGUGCGAUGAAGCUGAGGUUGUAUUUCAAGAGGCCUUUAUAGUUAAUAAUGUAUGGUUACAAAAAAUAAAUAAAUUGUGCAACCAAAUUUUCUGGUUGGACAAGUUAUUUGACAAAUUAAAAUGUAAUUCUCCAUUUUCUGUCAGGACCGGAGUCAAAUCUUAUUGAAGUCCAAUAAUAUAGAACCAUUUUUAGAAAGCGUGUCAAGUGCUAGAUUAGAUCAGCAUUUGCUUUCACAUGGCUUGCUUGGUUUUCUAUAUUGCUCUUUAUCUGGUAAUGUUUUUGCAAGAAUCUUAAACACCUCAGGCUUCAGUUGCUAUAUUAAGGUUUUGUCAAACCUAGACUUCCUGCAGUGGCAUUACACCCAGAGAAGUAGAGUUACACAUGCAGAGAACUUUGACUUAUUUCUUUUGUACUUCCAAGAGUUUUUGCCAGUUGUGCAGCCCCGCAGGCAAUAGGGAUGGUGGGUGUGCUAGUGUAGACUUCGUGUUCGUGGUCUAGCAAAGAAAAUCAAAUGCAUGGUAAAUCCAAAGAUAAGUUGCGUUAAUUAUAUCAUCUGCUGGUUUCCAGAAUGAUGAUUUUUUUCUCCUCCUGCCCUAUUUAGAAUAAUCCCUGAAAUAAGUGAAAUAAUUGUGUGGAAAAUUACGAAUUACUUACAAAACAUGUCCUAUGUCUUCAGCAAUAACUUAUACAGAUCUACUAUACCCUGCAUGUACAAUAUUUGGUUACACAAAGCAGUGAGAAUGGAAUGUGUUUGGUGAAUUAUCAAAACUAUGUCUAUAUUAGGAGCUGAGUUCUGUGUCUAUGUAAUUGGGAUUGGACAUUCAAGAAUGGUCAAAAUAAUCAGGUGUGUUUCUGCAGUGUUGCCAUGAAUUGGUGUUUCUGAGCUGUGAUGUUAGGAAGGAACAAUUGGUUCCAUACAUACAAGAUGGGAAGUGACUGUCUAGGAAGGAGCAUGGCGGAAAGGGAUCUAGGGG